Panicum virgatum (switchgrass) is the source of this 483-nucleotide messenger RNA. RefSeq lists its product as uncharacterized. Bases 1 to 483 code for a protein of 160 amino acids. Lineage: Eukaryota; Viridiplantae; Streptophyta; Magnoliopsida; Poales; Poaceae. The record is from RefSeq and is a predicted model, not a curated record. The transcript has a single exon.
AUGGAUGCGUACGUUGAAGAAAUCAGAAAACUCGAGAACAAGUUUUCAGAAUUGGAAAUCCACCACGUAGAUCGUGACAACAUUGUGGGAGCCGAUGUCCUGUCCAAGCUUGGGUCUACUCGAGCAGCUGUCCCUCUCAGAGUUUUUGUCCAUGAAUUACAUCAUCCAUUAGUCAAGAUUCAAAGUCAACAAGCUACUGAUGCGAAGGCCCCGACCACAGUCAGGGAAGUAUUGAUGAUCGAAGAAGACUGGCGGCUUCAAUUCAUCGACUUCAUCAGGGAAUUCAAGCUUCCACCACAUGUUGAAGCCAAAAGCGCUGAAGCAGCACGCAUCAUCAGGCGAAGCAAAGGUUUCGUCCUCAUCGGCGACAACUUGUACAAACACUCCGCCUCCGGCAUCCUCAUGAAGUGUGUUACUCUUGAGGAAGGCAAGGAUAUCCUCAGGGAAAUACAUGAAGGAGUUUGUGGCAAUCAUGCCACAUAA